GCUGCGGCUCUCAAAAGUGGGCCUGCAGCUCCGCAAGCUACCAAACCUUGGUUCGUCGCGGUUCUUACCUGCUCACUCCAGCCACCUCCCACUUGCUCACGCAAUCUGAUUCAUCGCACGCGAUUCCAUCAGACCCAAGUACUAGAUUCGAUCCCGUAGGUCGGCACUGUACGCGACGACAUGUUGCCUACCGGGCGCGGCGCGAUCGCGCAUAUCGAGUACACAGGUGAGGAGGCUGCACCUGAGAUCAGGAAGCUGCUCAGCGCAGUGGUCGAGAACGAGGACGAAUUCGAACGAUGGGAGGCAAUUGUCACUCGCGCGACCGAGCUCGAGGGAGGCGUCACGCGUAACUCGAGCCCAUCAGCAAUUGACCUUGUUCGCAACAUAUACGACUGCUUCCUGCAGAAAUUUCCUUUGUUCUUCGGAUACUGGAAGAAGUAUGCCGAUCUUGAGUUCGCGAUAGGAGGCACAGAGACCGCCGAGAUGGUGUACGAGCGCGGCGUCUGCGCCGUCUCUACAUCUGUUGACUUGUGGGCCAACUACUGUACCUUCAAAAUGGACACAUGCCACGACAACGACAUCAUUCGAGAGCUUUUCGAGCGCGGAGCUCACUUUGUCGGUCUCGACUUCCAGAGUCACCCCUUCUGGGACAAAUACAUCGAGUUCGAGGAACGUGUGCAGGAGCCUGCAAAUGCUACUAGAAUCUACAGUCGCGUUCUACUCCUUCCUAUCCACCAAUUUGGGCGCUACUACGAGAAGUUCACCACCCUUAUCGGUACUCGACCAGUCGAACACCUCGCUGAUUCAGAAACACUGGAGGUCAUCAAGACUGCGAUGCAGCUAGAGAAUCAAGGAUUCCCUGAGAAAGCCCCUCUCGAGCUAGAGCGACAAUUUCGAGAGAAAAUUUAUGCCUUCUACUAUGAGUCCUACCAGCGGACUCAACAGGAAGUGCAUAAUCGAUGGAAUUACGAGCAAGCGAUAAAGCGGGCUUAUUUCCAUGUCACAGAACUUGAAGAUUCUGAGCUGGAGAACUGGCGGAACUAUCUCGAUUUUGAGGAGAAGCAGGGUCAUUUUGAGCGCACGUCCUUCCUGUACGAGCGUUGCUUGGUCGCCUGUGCGCUCUACGAUGAGUUCUGGCUUCGCUACGCACGUUGGAUGUUUUCGCAGGGCAAGGAGGAGAACACACGCAUUAUCUACAUGCGAGCAAGUUCAAUCUUCGUCCCCAUCGAGGCUCCUACUAUACGCCUCAACUGGGCCCGUUUUGAAGAGAAGUUGGGCCGCAUCUCAGUUGCCUGCGAGAUACAUACAGCCAUGCUCGAGCAAGCGCCAGAUCACGUUGAGACCAUCAUAUCUCUUGCUGGCGUUGUGCGCAGGCACGAAGGCAACGACGAGGCUGUCAAGACUCUCGAGGAAUAUAUCGAGCAACGCAGCAGUCAAGUUGGCGGCGUUUUGGUUGCGGAGCAAGCACGCAUUCUGUGGCAAUGCAAGGGCGUAGCCGAGGAGGCCCGCCGAGCUUUCCAGGACAAGCAGUCAAAGCUCUCGGAUUCACAGGACUACUGGUACAAAUACCUGCAGUUCGAGAUCGACCAGCCUUCCUCCGACCAAGAAGAAGCUCACAACCGGGUGAAGGCGGUGCACGAAUCUGUUCGCACUAAAGGUCGCCUCUCUUCUGGAGCAUCCAAGAAGCUGUCUCACUUCUACAUGGAUUUCCUACUCAAUCGCGGUGGCAAGGAUGCGGCGGAGGAGUACAUCAAGCUAGACAAGGAUGUCAAUGGAACCAAAGCACUUGAAGAUCCUGCUGCUCGAUACACCGCGUCCUCGAAGGUUGCCCACCGCACACGUUUCUAAGAGGUCAUACACGUCACCUGCUGUGCGCUCUGACAGCAUCCACGGACAGAUCCACGAGGCUUCACCCUUUUGUGCAAUACGGAUCACCUUGUAACGAUACACAAUGCUCUUAACCAGAUCACGUUCGCCAAAUGUCGCGACCAGUUUCGCUGUAGAAAAAACCACGGCCGAUCUUGAAUAAGUGCACCGUUGUUGAAGAAACAACCUCCAGGUUUGAGCCAUUAAUCCCUUUCACCCCAACAAAUGCUUCAUCUUUGACAGUUCACUUCUGCACAUACCCACCCUGGGAGGUAUGCAUUUCGGCACGGCUACGAGAAGUACAUUGAGCUUCAUUCUACGCUGCUGAGCCUAGAUGAAAAGCAGAUAUGCUUCAAUGAUAGUUUUUGCACUCGGCCAAGGACCAAUAGCACGUAUAGAAGAAAUUAAUGAAAUGCAAAAAA
Messenger RNA from Boeremia exigua, 2288 nucleotides. RefSeq lists its product as uncharacterized. The record is from RefSeq and is a predicted model, not a curated record. The coding region runs from base 181 to 1848 and encodes 555 amino acids. Gene Ontology annotation, molecular function: protein binding. Lineage: Eukaryota; Fungi; Ascomycota; Dothideomycetes; Pleosporales; Didymellaceae. Gene Ontology annotation, biological process: RNA processing; mRNA 5'-splice site recognition. The transcript is spliced from 4 exons. Gene Ontology annotation, cellular component: commitment complex; U1 snRNP; U2-type prespliceosome.